Molecule: messenger RNA, 916 nt
Organism: Quercus lobata
Lineage: Eukaryota; Viridiplantae; Streptophyta; Magnoliopsida; Fagales; Fagaceae
Product: small acidic-like protein
Exons: 7
Coding region: 42-608 (188 amino acids)
Source: RefSeq, a predicted model, not a curated record
UUCUCCGCGGAAGCAAAACCCUCAACCCCCCAAAAAACAAAAUGGGCAGCAGGAAAGGACCCCCAAAGCACCAAAACAAAUUCGCCUGGAAACCCAACGCCGGCGUCAAGAUCAACGAAACGGAAGUCGGCGGAAGGUUCAGGCCGUUGUCCGAGGUUACGGGCGUGUGCCUACGUUGUAAAGAGCAGAUCGAAUGGAAACGCCGUUACGGAAAAUACAAGUCCCUCACCGAACCUGCCAAAUGUCAACGAUGCUCCAAACGCGCCGUUCGUCAAGCUUACCAUAAUCUCUGUCCUGGUUGUGCUAAGGAGCAGAGUGUAUGCGCAAAAUGCCGUUGCCGUGUGGGUCGUAUAGUCGGAAGAGAUUCUUCAGAAGUAGAGGCCGAGCAAAAGUUGCUUGACGAGGCCAUUAAGAAUGCUCGAGAAAGGGACCGGAGGACUCUGCUACGUGCAAUGAACAAAGAUAAAUCUAAAAGUUCAGCGAAAACUACAGCCAAUGAAGAAAACAAGGUUGGGGAGUUAAUUUCCAAUAUCUCACUUGAGGAACAUGCUGAGCUGAGUGGAGAUGAUACUGGUGAUGAGGGAGAUGAGGAUCUAGGUUUGAAUUAAGGUGUGUGAAUUCCCAAUUCCGAACAACGACAUGUACUAUGAGGACACCAAAUACUUUUUGUUCCCUGAUAUACUAAAAUAUCACAUUUACCAGAAAUGUAGUCUCUUUUUAAGUGGGAGGGGGGAGGGGGGGCAUAGUUAAGAUUUAGUAGUAUUAAUGCCUUUCUCCCAUUUUAUGUUCCUGCAGGUUGCUCAUUCUGUAUAAGUGCUUAAGUCUCUAUAACAGUGAAAUGUGAAAAUCUGACAAACGGGUUAAAUUGAUUAGUAAAGUUAAGAGCUUGAAUUCCCAGUCAGAUUUGGGUCAAAAA